Molecule: messenger RNA, 1804 nt
Organism: Coccomyxa subellipsoidea C-169
Lineage: Eukaryota; Viridiplantae; Chlorophyta; Trebouxiophyceae; Coccomyxaceae
Exons: 10
Coding region: 134-1804 (556 amino acids)
Biological process (GO): proteasome-mediated ubiquitin-dependent protein catabolic process
Molecular function (GO): zinc ion binding; ubiquitin protein ligase activity
Source: RefSeq, a predicted model, not a curated record
GCCGAGAUAUUGGAAUAGUGCGCUAUCUCUUGCAGAUCUGGGCGCUCGACACAGUGGAACGUUGUCCAAAUUUUGAGACACACAAGGUGCAUAGGACUGUGACAGAGCCAAAGGUCCUUGUGAGAAUAGCGAAAUGGCAAUGGGUCUGAUGAACACGGCAGAGGAAUGGAACUGUCCAAUUUGCCCGGACCUUCUCUACAAGCCCACAUCGGCAGUUUGUGGCCACUUGUUUUGUUUCUGGUGCAUGCACAGAGCGAUGAGUCCCUUUAAUAGCUCACGCUGCCCUCUGUGCCGGUCUUCGUUUGGACACUUCCCAGACGUGUGCAAUGUGUUGCAUCAUUUUCUAUUGCGAGCCUUCCCAGAAAGCUACGAAAGCCGUGCAGAGGAGACAAGAGAGAAUGAACAAGAGGAGGAAGUCGACUCAAUUGAGGUCUCUCCACCAGCGGCGAUCAGUGAGAACGUCCCUGCAAAGGCGGUGCCGGCCAAGGACACGCGCUGGAGCCUGGCAGACUUCUUGUGCAGCAGGCCGGACUGUGCGCAGCUGCUGAGGGAGCCUGUCAUUCUCAACUGCGGCUGCGCGGUGUGCAGCGGCUGCGUCCCAGACUCCGGCCAGCCCUGCGCUCGAUGCGGCGCCAUCUCCGUCACACAGCCCAAGCCCUGCACCAAGAUGAAGGACCUGGUGGAUGAGCUGUUUCCCAGCACAGACUUUGACAGGCUGCAGAGCGGCAUGCGCGCGAUAGCUCAGCAGCAGCAGCAGCAGCAGCAGCAGCAGGGGGAUGCUGCCCUGCCGGAGGCAGCGUGCCAGCGCGCAAAGCGCAAGACCAUGGACAUCAAUGUGGACGCCAGCUCAGCGCCCUCUCCCUCUGAGCAACCUGAGGGGGAUGUUGAUCCUGAUGGCGAGACAGCUGUGGAUGAAGCCUUAGAAGAAGAGCAGGAGCCAUCCACGCCGACUGGUCCUGCUGCUGCCAUUCAGAGCCGGCUGCAAAGCAAUAUGACGCACUUUGGGAUCGGCUGCGACUUCUGCGGACAGUAUCCUAUAGUAGGCAAGCGGUACCAGUGUCUGGACUGCCCAGAGCGCGUUGGCUUUGACCUCUGCGUCGCCUGCUACGAGCGCCGCUCAAAUGUGCACGGCCGCUUCAACCAGCACCACACUGCAGAGCACCGGAUGAGGGAGGUGGCGGUGACGCCCAACAUUCUGCACAUCCUGCAGGCGGCCAACCCGGACAUGGACAUGUCCCAGAUCCUCAACAUGAUGCAGAUGGCCUGGGAGGAGCCCGACGCGCCCAUCCCCCACGCGCACCGCGGCGGCCCCCGCCCCGCCACCGCCGACCCCUUCGCCCCAGGCAACCUCGCCGCCGCCGCCAUACUCGCGCACGGCCAUCUGCUGGACACCGCCGGCCCCGCGCACGGGAAUGCCCCGCCAGACGCGCCCUCUGCUGCCGACGGCGAGGCCCCGGCGGCCGCCGCGGCGCAGCCGAGCGAGGACACCGGAGCACCCGCCACGCCGCCGCACCCCGCUGUGGAGCCGGCAUCAGGCGGUGACGAGGAAAUGCCACAGGCGUCCGCCUCCGGGCAGCGCCUCAUGGGGCUGCAGAUGGCCGAUAACAGCUUCUUUGCCCUUCUCGUGCCGGUGUCUGGUGCGGCAGGCGCAGACACUGCAGCGGAAGCAGCAGGAAUAGACGCAUCAAACGUGGCAGACACUGCACAUGCUGGGACAGCCACAGGUCAACCUGCUGAGGAGGCUGCCCAGGCCGACAGUGUAGCAGAGAGCGAGGAGGCAAAUGAUGUGAACGACACUGGAUGA